AUGGCAUCGAAUUCGGAUGGCUGUGGCGGUAGAGGUGAUCAAGUAUCCUCGAGGGAUCAGAUACUGGAAACAGGGGCUGUAUUGCUAAAGAACUUCAUCUACGAGCGGAUUCAGCGACAUGCAGAGGGCGCUACUACUGUGACCAGAGAACAGCUGGGUGGAGGAGAGCUGUGCGAGCCACACCUGAAGGAGCUCGCUCACUGCCUGAAGCAGAUUGGAGAUGAGCUGGAUGGAAACACAGACCUCCAAAGGAUGAUAAAUCGCCCCUCGAUCACUCCCACUAAAGACAUGUUUGUGAAAGUUGCCCUUGAGAUCUUUUCUGAUGGAAAAUACAACUGGGGCAGGGUUGUUGCCCUUUUCUACUUUGCCUGUCGGCUUGUUAUCAAGGCUCUUGUAAACAAUAUACCUGAUAUCAUCAGAACCAUAAUCACAUGGACCAUGGAUUAUCUCCGGGAAAAUGUGAUCAACUGGAUAAGGGAGCAAGGCGGUUGGGAUAGUAUUCGUUCCUACUUUGGUACUCCCACAUGGCAGACGUUGGGGGUAUUCCUGGCAGGAGUUCUUACCACUGUUCUAGUAAUUCGCAAAAUGUGA
This is a messenger RNA of Menidia menidia (Atlantic silverside), 591 nucleotides long. Lineage: Eukaryota; Metazoa; Chordata; Actinopteri; Atheriniformes; Atherinopsidae. The record is from the annotation of a GenBank genome assembly.